AGCCUCGCGCUAGUGUAAAUGUAAUGACUUUCCUUUCCAGUGCCUGUGGGUCCUAUAGCUCUUAAGUUUCUUCUUCUUUCUUCUUAAAAGAAGAGCCAGAAGAACAAACAAAACAAAAGAGUUCACAGUUCACACCCUAAUCUUACAAAAGUUUUCUAUUCUAUUUCUCAUUCCAAGGCUUUCCGCUAUAUAUGUCUUGUCUGCCACAAGAUGGAAAAGCUUUAACCCUUCAGUCAUGCUUCCUCUUAAGACAUAUUAGCCGAAAUGCUCUCACCUACUUCUUCUUUUUUAGUCUUCAUUAAUAAUUAUCAGUCUCUCAAUCUUGUGUUUGAUGCCUGUCCCCACAAUUUGAAUUAACGUCUCUAUGGGUAAUACCCUUUUUUGAGAAAUUCAAUAGUAUGUUCUACUACCAUCUUCCAUGGAAUGUCUAACCUAAACAACAAAGUGAAGGAGAUUCAGGUCAUUUCCUAAACAAAAGUUCACUCCAUAGCAGCUCCUAAAGGAGAAAAGGCAGAGAUCAAAAAGCAUUAAAAGAAUCAAAUUCAAGUACAAAUUAGACUUAUACUAGGCCUCAUUAUCUCUAAUGGAUGCUCUUAAAGCCAUAUUUCUCUCCUUGAUCAUGUUACAAAUAUGCAAGAUUACUGCCAUUAAUGUCACUGAUGAGGAAUGGAAAACUGCUACUGCAACUUACACCAAAGAAAAAGAUGGCUCAAUCACAAUAGAAGGAGCUUGUGGGUAUGGGGAUCUUCAUAAAGCCAGUUAUGGUAAGUUUAGUGCUGGACUAAGUACCACGUUAUUCAACAAAGGGAGUACCUGUGGAGCUUGCUUUGAGGUUAGAUGUGUCGACCAUAUCCUGUGGUGUCUUCAGGGUAGCCCUUCUAUCAUUCUCACUGCCACAGAUUUCUGCCCUCCAAAUUACGGGCUUUCAUCAGAUUAUGGUGGCUGGUGCAAUUUCCCCAAAGAACAUUUCGAGAUGUCUGAGGCAGCAUUUGCUGAAAUUGCAGAAAGAAAAGCUGAUAUUAUUCCAGUCCAAUACAGGAGGAUAAAGUGUGAGAGAAAAGGUGGGCUGAGAUUCACAGUGAGUGGGAGUUCUCACUUCUAUCAAGUCCUCAUCACCAAUGUAGGCUUAGAUGGUGAAGUAGUUGCUGUGAAAGUGAAGGGAUCAAAAACAGGGUGGAUACCUAUGGCAAGAAACUGGGGACAGAAUUGGCAAUCCAAUGUCAACCUUAGUGGACAGCCUCUUUCUUUUGAAGUCACUACUAGCAGCGGAAGAACACUCACAUCUUACAAUGUUGCACCAGCAAAUUGGCAAUUUGGUCAGACAUUUGAGGGCAAACAAUUCUAGCAUAAGAGCAUCAAAGCUUGAUUUGAAAUGUGGCAACCAACCUGAAAAUGUCAGGCACUGGUGGAGGGUUUAGCAGCAGUAAUGCAGUAUUGAAUAUCUCCAGUCAUGUUCACACCACCAUUAGUUAUGUAACUCAAAAAUUCUAGCUAUGCCAUAAAGGCAGUCCUUGGUCAAAAAGGGUGAGAAAGUUAUAGAGAAAGGUUGAGAAAAAUAAGAAAGCAGGUCCCAGUUUUGUGUCUUUACCCGA
Jatropha curcas is the source of this 1592-nucleotide messenger RNA. RefSeq names its product expansin A20 (gene EXPA20). Gene Ontology annotation, biological process: plant-type cell wall organization. Gene Ontology annotation, cellular component: extracellular region. The record is from RefSeq and is a predicted model, not a curated record. Lineage: Eukaryota; Viridiplantae; Streptophyta; Magnoliopsida; Malpighiales; Euphorbiaceae.